Molecule: messenger RNA, 768 nt
Organism: Dentiscutata erythropus
Lineage: Eukaryota; Fungi; Glomeromycota; Glomeromycetes; Diversisporales; Gigasporaceae
Source: the annotation of a GenBank genome assembly
AUGUCUCGAAUUUUUUCGCGUCGAAAUCAGAAAAAACCGAAAAAAGUAAAUCUGAACACUGUUUACACGAAAGAAUUUUUUGAUAGUGAUGAGGAUUCAUCUGAUGUGGUAGAUAACGCAGACGAAUCUAAUAAUAAAAAAAAUGAAACACAUCCUUCUGAACCAGAAUUAGAAAAUUUACAAAGAGCUUGGUUAAAUGAGAAUUUUUCGACAGAGAUUCUGCCUUAUGAUCCAGCCUUUGAAAGGUUAAAUGAGAUAUUAGAAAACCAAAAUGUCAGGGCUGAAAGUUUAACGCUUUCACAAGAAACUAGCCCAAUAGGAAUGUUAUUGUUUAUUGAUAAUGAACGUAUAAAAUAUGUAAUGAACAGAUAUAAGCGAACAAGACUAGCGAAGAUCGAAAAAUACGUGUAUUCCAUUAUUGAGAAUGCCGAAUAUAUGGCAAGAUUAUCGCUUCCAGAAAAGGAAUUUGCAGAACGAUAUAAGCGAUUAAUUGAAGAGCAUGAACACGCGUCGUUUUUACAUGUGCUUCCCAAAGAAUCAUUAGAUGUUUUGAAAGAGGCUGAAAAUGGUACAGAAACGUCUUUUGCAACAGUUGAACGCCCUGAUUUGAACCAAGCAGUAUUUUGUCGAUUUAUUAAACAUAUCGGAAGUUAUUCAUUUCCAUCAACUCCUCAAGAUACAGAUAUGUUAAGCAAAGAUGACGCGUAUUUGGUUAAAUACUCGGAUAUACGGAGACUUUUAGAAGAUAAUUCUAUCGAAUUGAUUUAA